UUCGUUCCUCUCGCGAGCUCGCAUUAUGAAAGAGGUUUGCAUCCUCCUCAAAUCAAAGGGACUCUCAAUUCUUUCUCAUUCAGGCAUGUGCUUGGGUUAGUAGCUCCCAGUUCUCCUGCCGUUCCUUGCAUUGGAUUUGCAGCAACUGUGAUUACAGACAAGCUUGCAGAAUGAAGCGUCUGCAAUAAAUCUGAAGAACUGGAAAAAUUUGUAGAACGUAAUAGUAAUUACUUGAUUGAUAGCUUCUAUUAUUGUUGGUCGCGAGUCAGCGCAUUAGCAGGUAAACUCAUGCUCUUCAACGGCCAUGCUCUGAGUAAAUCUGCAGUAGAUGAGCGCACAGUCGUUAGAAGAACGAUGCGCGUAGCUGUGAAAUCGGUGUUUGGGAAUCUUCUCGUCCUGCUCGUCGUCUCAAACCUGCUGGCUGUUGGCCAGUGCAGAUCAGAUAUAAUCGAUGGAAUCGUGAACAGUACCUACGACGAUGUAGUGUCCCGUGGCAAUGCACAUGUUUACGAGUUCACGUGGAGCCUGGCCACUGACUCCAGUGGCAAUGGAACGCACCCACUUCGUCUCACAGUGUCCAGUAAUGCCACUGACGAGAAUCACCUGACGAUUGUGGUGCGCAGCGAGCUCAGCGUUUUGUCCUGGGCUGUACCGUUCGCCGUUGAGGGCGGCUUGGGUGACUACAUGAACAGUUCGCGUACGAUCUGCCCGGACCUGAGCAAUGUGACCGGCAGCGGCGCGAAUCAGACGGUGUUUGUUGACGUAUCGACGGCGAGCAGUGUGACAAUCUCCUACUCUCUUGUUGCAAACCUGGUGGAGGACUUCACCCUGGUGACCGGUCAACCGCUCGACGUCGAACUAACACCGUCAGGACCGUUGUAUUAUCAGUAUAAGUUUGAGGAGGAUGAUGAUUACAUGCGUGUGGUGAUCGAGUCGAAUGGCAGCAGCCCGGGUUGCGGCAUCGUGUCCCUGCAGGAGGCGCUGUGUCCCGUGUACGACCUGGCGCGCGACAUCCAGUACUCCGGCGCAUACCAGACGUUCACCACCUCGGCCGCCGUGGUAGUGCAGCGGCGCUCCAUCCGCUCCGACUCGCUCUACGUCGUACUGCUGGGUCUGUCGGACGACGGGCGCUGCGACGAGAAGUUCCAGCAGCAGUUCAUCGACAAGACGGACGGCGGCGAGCGGGUGCGUGGCGGCGAGUACUACACGAAGAGCGUGUCGAUCAAGGUCGUCAAGGUCACGCAGGAAUACUGGAUGCCCGUCCUGGUCACUCUGGCCAUCUUCCUGGGCUUCUACGUGCUGACCGCGCUCGCCCUCACGCUCCGCUUCUGUCACCGCAGCAAUCGCAGCCUGACGCUGGGCGGAUUCCUGUUCGGCACGGCCGUGGACAGUACUGGUGUGUCGCACGCAAACGGCAAAGGUGGCCAAGAUUCGCCGAACAGCCCUAGUGCUACACGCCUGCUGUCGGGCAGUGAGCGCCAGUACGGUGCAGUGGAGGUGGAGACCGGUGGACCGACCAACAACGAGCCCAGGGUGACGUCAGUGGCCGUCGACGGCGAGCCUUCGGAUGGCGAAACCAGCUCGGAGCGCUCCGGCGGGCAGCAGCUGGAGGAGCCGUCGUGCUUGCCCGGCACAGGCUUCAGUAAGCUGUUCAGCACGACGGGACGUAUUGUGAGCGUAGCGGAGAUCUGUCAGUCGUCACCGGCCGUACUAGACAAACAACUCAGCUCCUACCCAUGGCUCAUUGGCCUCGUGGGCAUCUUCUACGGUCUGCCCGUUAUGCAGCUCGUCUACAACUAUCAAACUAUUCUGAACCUAACGGGCAAUCAGGAUUUGUGCUUCUACAACUUCCGCUGCAUUCGACGUUUGGGCGGGCUUAGCGCCUUCAACAACGUGUUCAGCAACAUUGGCUACAUUCUCCUCGGCAUUUUGUUUUUCCUGCUGACACUGCGCCGACAGCGGCUGUACCUGCAUAAGGCAGCGCUGGACCCGCACUUCCGCCAGUGCAUGGGCCUGCCGCAGCACUUUGGCCUGUUCUACGCCCUGGGCCUGGCGCUGUGCAUGGAGGGGGUGAUGAGCGGCUGCUAUCACGUCUGCCCGACGGCGGUCAACUUCCAGUUCGACACGUCGUUUAUGUACAUGAUUGCGUGCGUCUCGCUCCUGCACAUGUACCAGAAUCGGCAUCCGGACGUGGUCCUGCACGCGCACAAGCCGAUGGUCGUCAUCGCGUUCAUCGUCCUUUGCGUCGUCAUCGGCGUGCUGGGCAACGGCCUGGUGUUCUGGAUCGUCUUCUUCAUGGUCUACCUGGCGGCGUCGGCGUGCCUCCACCUUCACCUCUACUACUCCACCAUGCACAAUCUCAUGGAGAGCGUGCGCGAGGUCAGGCGCAAGCGCAGCUUCCGCCCGGUGCGCUACCCGCGCCGGUUUCUCCUGCUCGUCCUUUCCUCGCUGCUCAACCUCGGUCUGGCCAUCGACGGCGUGGCCGAGCAGCCGUCCAACUUCCCCUCGUUCAUACUCAACGUGCUGAUGGGCAACCUUUUUUUCUACCUCUUCUAUUACGUGGUGAUGAAGAUCUGUCACAGGGAGAAGUUCCGCCACCUCACCAUCGUCUUCCUGCUGCUCAUGGUCGGCUUCGGCGUGCCCGCCUUCUACUUCUUCCAACGGAACGUGAGCGACUGGGGCGACUCGCCGUCGGAGUCGCGCAAGCUCAACAGCGACUGCAUCCUGCUGGGCUUCUACGACAACCAUGACGUCUGGCACUUCUUCUCGGCAGUGGCCUUGUUCUUCUAUUCUCUCGUUCUGAUGACGAUUGAUGAUCCUCUGUCCAGUGUGUCACGUGAUUCCAUCGUAUCCUGGUGAUCAUGCUAUUGCCGUCUUUUCCGACGCAGUUUUUUUGUAAAGUUUUUAGUGGACACGUGUAGCGCAUGUGAGUUACUGUGUGUGUGUCUGUAUGUGUACGCAUGUGUGUGUGUGUGUGUGUGUUUAUGUGUAUGUGUGUUGUGUGUAUGUGUGUGUGUCUCUCUGUUUGUGGGUGAGUCUGUGUCUGUGUGACAAGGUCACAAGAUCAAGUUGCAUGUGUGUGUGUUCGUUCGUGCAUGUUUGCAUGUGUCUCCGAGUAUCCUAUUCUAUGUGCUGGUGUGUAUCAUCCUCUGUGCUUGCCGUGCUCUCGUGCGUAUUCUAGGUGUCAUCUCGGCACAUUCUUUGGCUUGGAAUUUUCUUCCUAGCGUUGCGUGUACGUUUUCCCGUUUUUUGGCUAUUUUUUAUUCCUUUUAUAAUUAUACAGAUCGAUUGCCCGCUUUUCCGUGCGUUAAGUUUGCGUCCCUUGAUCGUCUUUCCAGCAUUUUUGAAUUUUCCCCUUUAGUCUCUUGAACCUACAGGCAUGCGGUUUUUAUUUUAUCAAGACAUUCUCCUAAUAUAUUGCACCAGUAUGAAAGCAAAAAUCCCCCAAAGCUACACCACAUGAAAUCUUCUACCGUUUUUUCAAACCCUCGUUAAUUAGAUUUUUCAAAUUCAUUAGAAUUUUCUCUAUCGUUUCCAGAAAUCGCUUUAUUUGUUGCUAAAACCUUUCGCUUUCCAAAAAAUUACGCUUUUAUUCUCUUUUCUCUUGUUCAAAGACAUUUUGUGGAGAACUUUCA
Molecule: messenger RNA, 3635 nt
Organism: Sycon ciliatum
Lineage: Eukaryota; Metazoa; Porifera; Calcarea; Leucosolenida; Sycettidae
Product: SID1 transmembrane family member 1-like
Exons: 1
Coding region: 289-2859 (856 amino acids)
Biological process (GO): RNA transport
Cellular component (GO): plasma membrane; lysosome
Molecular function (GO): double-stranded RNA binding; RNA transmembrane transporter activity
Source: RefSeq, a predicted model, not a curated record